CAGUACACUUGUAAAAUGGGGUCAGCGUUCCAUUCUACUGUCAUUUACUAUCUACUUGUGCAUUCACUUCCAUUUAAAACAAUAUUGAUACGUUUUUGAAUAGCAAAUAUAAAAUUCGAAUGUACCAAUCGAUUCAAUUAAACGAGCACCUGCCAAGUACGAAAACCAAUAUGGCGGUAUGCGUGGGAGUGGAAUACAAACAUUGUAAUGUUUAAUAGACUGUCACUUUACUAUGGUCGCCUUUGGAUGUGAGGAGUGUUGAAAAUCAUAGUGUGUUGUCUUUGUCAGACGGUGGUUUAAUUAUUCAGAGAGGUUGGAGUAGAUUUCGUGCAGAAAAUUCAGGAUUUAUUCGAUCAGUAAAAUAUCGGUCAUAGUUGUUGUUUUUCCUCAAAUAUCUCUUCCUGUUACGCGAAAAGGAACCUGAGGUGAACAUUACUGACCAUUGUGAAGCAAUGAUAUGGUCCAGCACCACAGCAAUAGAAACUUGAGACAAUGAGACCAACAUUUCUCUGAUGACAUGCGUCGACUCGAGGAUGGACCUGGAACGAAAAUAGGGGUCACCCCGGAUGUCCUUGAGGUCAAUCGGGCUCAAACCCAGCCCCAAGGAAGCAUGAUGGGGGGUCCGGGUCAUGGCGGCGCGCAGGGAUACAGCGGGGGUCAAAUAGAAGAGCCUGGCAUGGAAUCGGCGGCAGUGUGUUCAAUUAGUGUUUCCUUAUCGAGGUCAAUCGAGAAUUUAUCGGCCUCAGGAUUUGGAGAAAACCAGCUGUCGCAGGCCGUCAGUGAGGGAGUGAUACGUUCGCGUAGUGAAUAUGGGAACACCUUAAGUGUUACUAGCAAGUUCAUCCCAUCAGCGAGAAGUUUCGAAAGUGCCUUAGGGAAUGAUGGGAGUAAACAAGGGCCAGGUCAAGAGCAUGCGAAACAGUUCUUUACUAAUACCGCACACAGCUUUGAAAGCACUUUACCAAGAUAUAAAAGUAUCGAUCACGAUAUUGAUCAAGGUAGCGAUAUUCGGAUAACCGAGCCAAUGUCUCCAGAUAAAGAGGAUCAAAAUUCAAAGAAAUCAAAAUUACAAAUGCCUGAAACAUUUGCUGGUAACGUUCUAGAAAUUCCUAUUAACAUGGACACCAGAAGACGCCACAGUUUCAAUGGUAACGAAGAUAGGCUAGAAGCGAGUAUAUUUGCAAUGAAACAUUCAAACUCUGGGGAAGAGCCGCGACGAAAACAAGUGCUACGGAAACAAAUUGCUAUCGAUGUUGAAGACCCAUUGAGGUCAGAUUCGCCUGGAAAACAUUCACCCCGAAGUAUAACAGUAUCCGCUGAGGAGGAAAAACGUGUGUUAUCCCACUAUAACAUUGAUUCACAUUCUCAUUUUGGUCAACAUAAUCAUCAUGUCACUGUUAUAAGAACAACUCCUAGUGCAAUUGAAAGAAACUCUUCAAAAGAAGAUCAGAAAUUCCUACCUUUACAUUUCCGGGGCAGACAACCUGAGAGUACUAGAAGUGCUGAGUCAUUAAAUAAACAGUACCAUGGUUGUUUAAGCCCAGAAAUUCAAAGAUUUAAGCCAACAAUUAAUAUCAUAUCAAAUGAGUCUGGUCUCUCAACGCAGUAUAGAUCUCGGUAUCUUGAUCCAGCUAGGGAGAGUUUCCGGGCAGGGCGGGGUUUCUCAAGCGGGUCUGAAGAUUCCCCUGGUCCCAGCAGUCGGGAACCGUCUCCUUUCAGGAAGGAAGCAAUGCGAGCUGUUUCCCCAUAUAGCAAAGAACGGUACAAACUUUCGACCCCGACACCAGUUAUUAAGACGCAGGUCAAGAAAGAAGCGUCAGAGAUUGGGUACGAGCUUAACAAGCAGAGUUCGUCAGGCUCAUCAGAUACUGGGUCCGGCCCCACAUUCCCUGAAUACUGUGCAAAUAUUGUGAUAACUAGUGAAACAGGUGAAGUAGUGGAAUGUAAAGCAGAAGAUUUUUCUGAGACAUUUGAGGUCCCUGAGGGCGUGCACAGACGUCAUGUACAUCCUGGUAACUUUAAAAAACAUUUACAUGCUAGGUAUUUACAAAGUUUACGUAGUCGGUUCUCAUCUUCGUCAACUGAUACAUCUCAAGAACAUCUAUCACAAGAAAGAUCUGAUUCAUUUCGUUCAUCGAGUGAAGUUUUCGACAGCACCGAAAAUGAGAACAGCAGAGAAAAGGAUGGUAAUACUUAUUUAAGACCUAUAUUCACCACUAGAGGGAGUUCAGAGACCAGCGAGGACAAUGACGUCGCUAUGGAAUCCGUAAUUAAAACAUCUCCGCGGUCGUCACAUUCCCCGGACCAACAACCACUGGACCUGUCCCAAGGGUUAUCCACAGAGUCCCAGCCGGACGGGUUGCAGGUGACGGGCCCCAAGAUAUCGGUGGAGUCGCCUCCAAAACAUCAACAGCGCGGGAGGCCGGGGCUAAGUCCCCAUGGACUGGCUGCGAGAUCUCACCUAGGCCACCAUGCACACAGCGACCCGGACCUGCUAAGCCCGUCUGUUUCGCUGCUACAGGCCAGCUCUCCCGGGGUAUUUGCACGAUCCCCUCACCUCCAGCCCCCGAUCAACACUAACCCCCAGUCACCGCUGUGUUCUGUUCCGGAGGGAGACCGCAUCUUUCAGUUCAACUUUCCUAGUCCAUUUGAAGGAGCUCAUAUACAUGUACAUUCUGAUCCAGAGUUCGGAAGCCCGAUUUCGCCCGGGUUGCAUUUCACAUUUCCACCAAGAAGUUUAAUGUCACAGUCUGCCUCGGAGGUGACUCGCCUGGCAGUAUCUCCACGGGCAUUCUAUCCAAACCAACAAACCCACGUUCAUCCACAUUUGCAUGGUCAUUCCCGGAGCUUUGAUUCAGCAAGCAUGUUGUCAGUGGAACAAAGGCGGGCCAUGUCAGACGCGGAAGCCUAUCUGUGCCCCGUAUGCGGGCAGGUGUUCCCAUCCUAUGACAAUCUAGCGAAACACAUGGCCAAACAUUUACCUACAGAAACGGUACGAUCAGGUGAUAACAAGAUACAUUACUGCAAAGUGUGCAAUAGAUCUUUCUCUCGUAGUGAUAUGUUGACCCGGCAUAUGCGACUCCAUACGGGGCUCAAACCAUACGAAUGUUCAGACUGUGGUCAGGUGUUCAGUAGAAGUGACCAUCUUAACACACAUAAAAGGACUCACACGGGUGAGAAACCAUAUCGCUGCCCACAGUGUCCAUAUGCUGCUUGUAGACGAGAUAUGAUUACACGGCAUAUGAGAACGCACAACAAACGAUCUGCAAAACGUGGUAAAUACUUAAGUGUGCCCGAACGCGAAAGUCACGAGUUGCGAAAGAGCAGUUUAAGUAGCACGGAUACGACCUCGAGUCAAGAGUUAUCUAGUAGAACGUUCUCCGUCUCGUCAGGAGAUAGCUUUGAUUUGGAAUGUGGGUCUCAAUCAUCUUCAAGGUUAAAAAGUCGUUCCCUAGCAAGCAUGGACAGUUCAGAAAUGGAGUUCACAAUGACCAAAUCAAAGAUGUGGUCCUCACCAAGUGCUGAAAGUGGCGUUUUCGAACAAGAUCCCACGCCCCAAUUUAAGACGAAGGGUCAAGUGAUAUCACAGUCAAGGUCAUUUGAAAGUAAAAUGGAAAUAGGGAAGAAAUUUUUAUCUGCUCAGCAUUUCCGACAGAUGCGGAACAUUUCUUCGACAAGCUUCGAAAGUUUUGAGUCGCAUGAUGAUAUACUCUCCCGCACUGAUUCGAUAGCUGAAGAUGCUUCGGAAUUGGGGCAACGGGAGGAUCAGUCAUCCACGCUACCCAUAACACCCGAGUCCCUUGAAAAGUGCUCCCUGGUCGAAAAAACGGAAAAUAGUAGUACAUGUUAAUAAUUGUUAGAAAAAUAUUUUUUGUUAAGAAUUUUGUUUUGAACUGGACAUGUUUCAAGUUCUUUUGUUAGAUUUUUUAGGUUUUUUUUAUUACUUCUAAAGUAAAAAGAUGACAGGGUUGUCAUUAAAAAAUAAACAGUUGAAAAAUAAACAGUUGAAAAAUAAACAGUUGUUAAUUGUUGGAACAUUUUGUGUCUUUUUGUGGAAAAGUGACAGGAAAAUGAAAUGCAGUGUAUUUUGAAGGAUUUUAAUAAGCACAUUUUACAAUUGAAGAUUUUCAUUUUGUAGUUCAUUAAUAAAUUCUGUGCGCUUGAAGCGUUUAUAUUAUUCAAUAUUCAACUUAAUUCUAAUCGUAACAUUUAAAUUCUUUUUUAAUCAUUGUUUAGCAAGCAUAUUUUGAAAUUGAGAUUUUUAUUUUCUUAGGUUGUUGAUAAAUACUGUGCACUUGAAGCGUGUGAUAUUCAAAUUAAUUAUAAUCGCAACAUUUGGAUUAUUUUUUAAUGAAUUGGUGCACCUUACAGAUAUUUAUUUAAUACUUUCGUGCUGUCCAUUUUACAUUUUUUGACAUACUAAAAUAUGUCGACCAUUAGCUUUAAAUUUAGCUUUUGUUUUAGUGAAAAUAAUUUUGCAUCUUAUAUUAUAAUCAUUUUUUAUUUAUUUGUUUAUAUUUAUCACAAAAAAAUUCCAAAGGUCAUUUUUAUUUCAUUGUUUUUACACAAAUUUAUUCCAUUAAAUUCAUUAUUUUUAGAUUUUAAAAAAUUAUCAUCAUGCAUUUGUAUUUGUAUUAAUCAGUUAUUUUACAUAUACAUAAUUGUUGAGAUCAUCUUGUUUGCCUUGUCGAGUUUUACUGUGUAAUUCUCAUUUCAUUCAUCUACAAUUGUAUUUGGUCUAAAAUUUAUAGGAAAGAUUUUUUCCAAAUGGAUGUGUUCAGAAAAACGGUUAUCUUCACUUUACAAAUUUUUCAUUGUUUUUCUUAUAAAACAUUUCUUUCUUUAUUUUCAUGUUUUAUCAAAUUUGUUUUGAAUGAAAUUCAACAAUGUUUAUUCUUAUUUGAAAUUAAUGCUGAAAAUUUGAUUUUAUGAACUGGAAUAUGUCAUUAUUUUUUCCAACUGUUUAAAUAUAUCAUAAAUAGAGAUAAACAAUAUUUAAGCAAAAUUGAAAAAAAAUAAUAUAAGCAUCAAUUUUAUUGUUAUUUAGCAAAAGCUGCAUUUACAGAAGCAACAGUAACAGCAGUAGCAACAACAACAACUUCAGUAUCUGAUAAUAGACUAAAAAUCACUACAGGAUGGAUUUUUUAAAUAAUGUUCUCAGAAAUACAAAUGUAGCUAUAAAAAGCAUUAGACUUCUUCAAAAUUGUAUUCAUUUAAUCCAGAACAUUUUUGAUUUGCAAAUAAAGUAUGCAUAUCAUUCAGAUAUAGUUGAAUUUGAUUUUUAUCUUUAAUGUUUUUCCCUUAAAUACUCAUGACUAUAAUUUUGACAACUGCUAGCAUUGCUAGGAAAAUAUCUGAAUACAGUAAUGUGUGUCGAUUUUGAGUAGGUUUAAUUUCAUGAUUUUUGGAAAAUCGAUAAUGUCGCAAAAUUAAAAACCUUUCAAAAUGUUAAAUUAAUAGUUGUUUCCCUUUUUUUUAAAUGAUGGCAUUGCAAAUAUUAAGCCUUGUAAAAUACUGUAAGCCCAAACAAAAUAAAAUCACAAAAUAAAGACCUCGCAAAUUUAUAACAGACUACAGUUUAUCAUGAUCUAAACAGCUUAACAUUGAGAUAUUAGUCCAAUUAGGAGAGGAAUUUUUAUGGUAUUAUUAAUAUAUUUUAACUUCUUUCAACAUCUAGAUUUGGCCGGAAUUUUGUAUGGUAAUUUCUAUGUAUUCAGAAAUGUAUUAUGCUUCAUUAAGAAAUAUGGUUAUAACUGACUUAUUUCAGCGUGUUUGGACUUAUAAGUAGUUGAUUGUAAAUGGGACAUUUUUCUAUAUUAGAGACCCAGAAACUACAGCUUACCUUUUCAAUAAUACAGCUUACCUAUUUAUUAACUAACAUUUGUUUUAUGAUUUUUCACAAAAACAGGGUUAAUAUGACUGUAAUAACCUCGAAAAUUAUGACUAAAUCUGCAUUCACAGAUGGACCGUUUUGACAGCUUUUUUAUUGUGUGUCUUUGAAAUUAGGCAUUUUUUGCAUAAGUGUCUGGAACCAGUGAUUCAAGACUGCUGAAAAAAAGAUCAGAUUGCAGUUUUUCAUAUUAAAAUUAAAAAAAAAUUGAUGCAUACAUAACUAACCCUUAAUUGAAAAUUGAAAUUUUCGGCUUUUUUCGAAACAUUUCAGAUCUGUUCCACCAUGAGUUAUCUUAUAUGACUGAAAUGAAGGCAUUGAUACCAAAAUCAGCUGGUUCUGAGACAAAAAUUAUACAAAAUAUCAACACUGUCAAGCUGUGAAAAAGCAGCUUUAAAUGUAUAAAUGAAUUUAGCAUUAUUAUACCCCGGACAAACGAAGUUUGAAGGGGGUAUAUUGGAGUCACCCUGUGGUCGGUCGGUCGGUUUGUUGGUCGGUCCAUUGCAAUUUGCCUUGUCCAGAGCAUAACUUAAAAACUACCGAAUGGAAUUGGAUUAAACUUCAUACAAUGGUAGAGCAUAAUGAGAGGAAGUGCAGUGUACAAUAACCAUAACUCUAUUCUUGCUUAUUACUGAGUUAUUGCCCUUUGCUACUUUUUUUGUCCGGAGUAUAACUUGAAAAGUACUGGAUGGAAUUCAUUGGAACUUCAUAGAUUGGUCAAGCACAAUGAGAGGAAGUGCAGUGUUCAAGAACCAAAACUCUACUUUAGCUAAUUACUGAGUUAUUGCCCUUUAUUUGUUUUGUUUUUUGCUGUCAUUUAUUCCAGACAUUAACUUGCAAACUACUAGAUGGAAUUUAUUGAAACUUCAUACAAUGGUAAAGCACAAUGAGAGGAAGUGCAGUGCACAAGAACCAUAACUCUAUUUUAGCUAAUUACAGAGUUAUGGCCUUUAAUACUUUUUUCUUGUUUAUAGAUGGUCAUAGGCAAUCGUAUAUUCUGUUCUUUAGAACAUCAAAUAUAUCAGUAUUAACAUCUCAGUAUUAGCAUCACUGAUAUUGUUUAAAGCCUUUUUUCUAACUAUUAAAAGUAUAAUCAAAAAAUGAAUAACUGACGAUAGUCCAUAAAAUAAAGUUGUCAUUUAUAGGUUGGCUUUCCAAAUAGUUGACUGCAAUUUUAUAUCAGGGCGGCGUUCGGGGGUAUUAAUUACCUUCAGUGAUAGCUCUAGUUAUUUCAAUAAUGCUAAAAUAUUAUGGUACAAUAUUUUUCAGUCUACGAUUAUAAAAGUCAUUGUUUUAGAUGACUCUAACCUUCAAAAUACUUCAAGGGAAACAAUUACAAUUGUUUGGUUUUCGUCAAUAACUGACUAUGGUGUUCAAAAUUCUUACUCAUUGGGACCAAUAUGGAUUUUUGUUGGGAUGGAGUCCCUAUUUUAAAUAUUUUAAUGUAUUUUUUAUGUAGGGUUUUAGAUAGAGGGUAAUGGGAGGUUGCUGCAGCCUGUCCUGUUUUGGAAGCAAUUUUCUGGCCUCAUGGAGAUCAGAAUGUGCACCCUCCUGCCUUCAAAGAAUGAAAUGCUUAAGAUAAUAUUUUUGUUUCUUUUUUUCUUUUUUUAAAAAAUUGAAAUAUGUUUAUAAAUUUAAACAAACUACAUAUUUGGUAAUUGAAAGCUAAUAUUACUUCAAAUUUCUAACAUUUCCUUUGUGAAAAUCAUAAUGCUUUAAUUAUUCUCUGCACGAUACAAUGUGCCCUUUUGUCACUCAGCACCCUGUCCCUUUUUCUGUAGCAACCUUCCCAUUUUAAAACCUGGCUAAAACCCUAUUUAUGGAUGUAAGAAAUAAGUCUAGUACCUUUUUUUCAUACAAGUUUUUUCUUCUUGAUUUUUAUCCCACAUAAGGCCAUGAAAUAUUGAUUAUAAGUUCAGCAUCAUCAGGUUGGUAGGUUUUCAGUGUUCAGAAUAAACAAACCAACCAUAAUCAAAAUCAAAAUUAGGCCAAGAAGUUUUAUUUUCUGAAACUUAAUAUUUAGAACAAAAAAUAUCUGAGUCAAGAAAUAUUAUCAUAUACAGAGAGUAGUUAAAAUUUCUAGAUGUAUAGACAGUGAAAUGAACCCUUAUUAUGCUAUUUGUAUGAAUAUUUUUGGUGGUCUGCUAUCUAGGAAAGAAUAGUAUUUUAUUUUUAUAUCAAAAAGAUUGUGUUUUUUUCAGCCGGGUGGGUAGGUAGGGUUUUCAAUUUGAACCUCACUGCAGACACUAAACUUAGAAUCAAUUUGACAUGGCCUGAGUUUAAAUCAAUAUUAAGAAUUUUUUCAUUUCAAUAUCUAAUUUGAAAACCUUUGAGAGUUGUGUUAACAAAAUUGUGUUCAAAAGGUAAAAAAGUGAGUUGUUCUAUUUAAUUUUUUCUAGUCACAGAACUGAUUCUACACUGUUCAUAUCAAAUUCUGUGUAAAAUAUGUUUGUACUAGAAUAAUUGUGAUGAAAUACAAAAUGAUUAUGUCAACUUUUGAUGGACACUUUUUAUUGCUUUCAAACUUAAUAACUCCACAAUGUUAAUUAUAUCAUAGAUAUAUAUUUAUCAGGUAUUGAAAUUAGACAAUGGGACAAUAACGACCAAAUUUUUGACACUGUGAAGAUUUCACCUUAUGACUAAUAUCUGUAUUGAAACAAGCACCAGCUCUUGUGUGGUGAGGAGCUGAACUACUCUGAGGAUAAAUCGACUUGAGACUCGGUGAGAUCAAACUGCUUAAAUGGUAUUGGAACUGUGUUUUCAUGAUGUUUAGAUUUCUUUGUUUAAGAGCUGGUCAGUUUUGCAAUGGGUGUAUGACUUGUAAAGUUUAUCCCCUGUGUGGUUGAUAGCUCGUAUUUAACAAUGUGUAAUGAGUUAUCUUUAUGCUACAAGAUUGUUAAUUUUAUGUAAAAAUACAGUAAUGCACUGAUUGUUUGUAGACACUGUUCCAUCUAUUGUGUUAGUAUUAGAGCAGUUUUGGUGUUAUUAUUGUUUUCAGUAUAUAAAAUAUAUAAUGAACAGCUUGCUGGAAUAGCGACGAUAAAAUAAUUUGAUGUAUUUCAUGCAAACAUUUAUAGUACAUGUUUACAAGAGAAAAGAACAACAAACUUGUCAUACACAAGAUGGUAACUUCCUUUUGAUAAGUCGAUAAAUUUAAAAAAAGAUUCUGACUGCUUUAUACACUUACCGGUAAGAAAUCAACUCUUUGCUGUAAUACACUUAUCAAUACUUUGAAUAGAUAGAAAAUUGAAAUUUCGAUGGCAUAAUUAAUAAACUAAUCAAUUAGAAACUUGCCUUCUUCUAAAUCUCUUUUUGUGUAGAAAUCAAGUUUGCCUGCUUAAAACUGUAAUCGAUAAAAAUCGAAAUUCCCCCAGCUUAAUACUCUUAUCGAUAAGAAAUGGAAAUGUGACCAGCUAAUUGAUAAGAAAUCAAAAUGAUACCAGCUAAUGGGAAAAAAAUGAAAUAUGUCCAGCUAUUCGAUAAGAAAUCGAAAUAUGACCAACUAAUUGAUAAGAAAUCGAAAUAUGACUAGCUAAUCGAUUAGAAAUGUAAUGUUUGCCUGUCCUUUGUCUGGUAGUGCCUUUCAGUGCUCAGUAUUACCUGUCCGGUGUUAUUUGUUUUGUAUAGAUUAUAGACUUUAGUAAGCAUUUUCCUAUAGCAAUGUUCAAUUUUGUAUAGAUUAUUUGAAAAGUUUUGAAGAAAAAUGUUUUUCUAGCUUUUUAAGGAAAAGCAUUUGAAACAAUUGUUGCAUUAUUUUAUGAAACAGAAAAUAUGUACUAAGAUAUUAAAAUAUGUACCAAUAUUUUCUUAAUUGUUUAUUUACAAAUAAUAAUAGUUUUGAUAGUGUUCAAAUUGAUAUAAGUAAAAAAUGUCUUAUAUUUUAAAUGAAUAAAUUUGAAUGAAUAAGUAGUUGUCAAAAAUUUUAACCAACUCACAAUUUACGUUGUAGGUAGUUCUUCAUAUACAUAUACAAAUAUACAAUAAACUAAUGGCAGAUAGCUAAAUAAAAUGAACUUCUUGUAUAAAUAAGCAAAAUGAUUGUUUACAACUCUAUCAUACAUAUAUUUGUCAUAUACCGGUUAAAAAUUAUUUGUGUUUUUUUCUAAAUAUGUAUUAACUUUACAUCAGAGACAUAUAUAUAGAAUAUAUACGAGUCUGGAAAAAAUUGUGCUAUUUCUGGCAAAAGAGACAUAUUCUUAUAUAUUUAUAUAUUUACUUGAAUAAGAUUUUAUUCAUUUAUAUGGCUAUUUAGUUAUUGAGAUUCAUGAAAAGUGCUGUUUUGAGUAUAUAUUGUUACUGUUUUCAGACACUGAUAAUAAGAUCACUGUUCAUUAAUUGUUUGUUUCACUGAUCUGAAUCUUAUAUUGCACAACAUACAGAAAAAAUAAAAACUAGAAAUCAACUCAAAAUAUUUUAAAUUCCCACUUUACUUGCAUCUGUGCACUUAGUCACAUGAUACGUUACUUAAAGAAUGUUGCGUUUGUUUUAAUAUUUGCAAGUCUGCAUGUGAAACUAUGCAAGGUUUUGAAGUCUUCUACAAUAGCAACAUUUAAAUUUGAUUUAUUAUCAAAAAUUGUCGCAUGAUAUGAGAAAGGCCCCCUUCUGUGCCACUUUUGAAAAUGGUAUUCUAAAUAAUUGAGUUUAACAACAUAAAAUAACCAAACUGUAUUUGAUUAUUUUAAAGUAUUUAUUAUCAUGAAAAACAUUUCCUUUUUUCUGCUCCAACAAAGUGAAAUAACAAAUGAGGCAGCCCAACACUUCCGGGAAAAAUCAGUGAAACAAAAAAUAAAAACAACAGUGGUCUUACAUGUGUAACUGUUACUGUUGGUUAUUGUUUAACUAGUGCUAGCUUGUUUAUUCCUGUUAUUAAAGUCUGUCAUUUGCUUGUUAAAAUAACUGCCAUUUUUAGGGGGAAAACAUUGGCCAUGUUGUGACAGUUUUUUUACGUAAUAAUAACAACUUUCUUAUGGUUUUGGCGGUUAAGUAUUAUCAUUUUUGUAGGUGUUGAUUGUUAUAUAUUGUUACAUCUUUGUGUUAAAAGAAUGAACUGAAUAUGCAUACAUUAUAUUAAGUAAAUGAUUUAUGUACAACAUACAAUAUUGUCAAAUAUUUUUAGUCAGUAAAAUGUCCAUUUUGAGUGCUUGAAUUGAAUGAAUUACAUGAAGUUGUUACAAAGGGUUAGAAGAGAACACAUUAUGGGCUAAUUGUUCAGACCUUUGUUAAAGUUAACAAUGUUGUUAACCUCAUUGUUGUUAACUUUCAAAACAUCUGGAAGUUAAAGGGAGACAUUUAUGAUCCGUGCAGUAUAAUUCUUAACAAUAUAUGAGACAGGUGUUUCAGGUGUAGUUGUUUUAUUUAUAUAAAAAUGGACACAUCAUAAAAUAGUUCACAUUUAACAUUUAAAUUUAUUAUCAAAAAUUGUCACAUGAUAUGAGAAAGGCCCCCAUUCUGUGCCACUUUUCACAAUGGUAUUUUAAAUUAUUGAGUUUAACAACAUACAAGAUAACAACGAAAUCAUUAAUCAACAAUUUAGUUAACUUCAACAAAGUUGUGAUCAAUCCAGCAGUGGUAAACGUUUCACGUUCAAAUGAAACCUGUCUGUUUGUAAGGGACUCAAUUGUAUUAAGUUACCUUGAGUGUUUUUAGGAAUUUUGACUGAAGAGAAAUCGUUUUGUAAAUAUAUACAUGUACAUCAUUCUCAUUAUUUAUAUCAUGUUAUUUUUUGAAGAUAAAAAUCCAUUCACACAUAAAAUUUAUACUUACAAUUUAUUGUUAUAGUCAUUUUAAAUUUUAUACUUUUGUGCCUGAAGCUUUUGUAUUAAGUUUUAUUGUUGGAAUUUUUAGGGUGGUGGGGAACAAAAAUGCUCUCUUUGUUUCUAUAUUUAUUGUCACUUAAGAGUAUUUCUGCUUCCAGCCUUUCAAAAAUAAAUUUGACGACAUGCUAAACAAAUUUUCCGCAAACAUAGUUUAAGUAUUCCAUACUUUUGAAUAUUUAUAAGUAUUUACAAAUUACUAUCACAGUCAUCAAAUUUAUACUUCUUAAUGAACAAUCCAGAUUUCUUACACAUAAGUCUUGGCAUUAACAUAAACAUGCAUAUGAAAUCUAGAAUUUAUGCAAGCCGGGAAUAUUAUUUACCAGGGCUUGUAAACACAUUCUUAUUUUGACCUCUGCUAUCAACUUUUUAACUUAUUAAGGUUUGAAGUUUUUCUCUUGAUAGCGAAUAAACAAUAUUUAUCUUUUAAUAUUUCCAAAUUCAUUACACUGAAUUUGCCAUGUACAUCCUGUUUAUUUAUUUGUUCCAAAAAGAAUUAUAGCUUUUGGAACUGGAUAUAAAAUCAUUUAUCUUAGAUAUAUAUUUGAUAAUCCAUGUGGAAUUAAUAUUCAUGGUUUUAAGAUUAAACUUUAACCCACUUUUUAAUACUAAACAUGUUUUUUUUAUCGUUGAAACAAAGUUUUACUGUUCAGAAAAUAUCUGAAAAUGUCAUAUACUACAAAGUAUAAUUAUUAUGCAUUUUCUUUAAAUAAAAGGCUUAUUAGAACGAUAAGCUUUUUACUUUUCUAGAAGGAUAUAUUUUUUAAGCUUACUAGGAUAAGCCUCUUUAGCCUGCUAGAAGGAUAAGCUUUAAAGCUUACUUAAAUUAUCAAGCUUUUUUACUUUACUUAUAUGAUAAGCAUUUUAACUUACUUGCAGGAUAAGCUUUUUAAGAAUUAUGGAUGUCAAAAAACCUUUGUGAGUCAGCAAAUUUUCUUCAUAAUCAUUGGAACUUGGCCAGAUGGUGUCAUCUCUACAAUAUAUAUGUCCAAUUAGAUUCUGGGUCAUAUGAUUUCGAAAAAUUUGUUAAAAAGUAGAAUGUUUGUCUCAUAAAACUGUUAAAGUUUGAUUCUUGGUCAUGUGGGUAACUGCGUCAAAUCAAAGAAAAUACAUUGUUAACACUCUCUGAGAGGUCACAAGUUUGGUGCAAGAUCAAUGGAAUUUGGUAAGAUUGUGUUCAUACAAUCUAUUUCAUAUAAGAUACUAUACUGGAUGACAUUUCCUGAUAGUUCUGUUUCUGCAAAAGUGACUUGUUUAACACUCCUUUCAAAUUGCUAUUUUCACUGUUUGAAAAUUGAGUGCAUUUUCUCAUACUCAACGUUUCGUUCUUUGGAAAUCAGAACACUUCGUAAAAUUCAUAGUAUAACUGUUAAUUGUUUAUCCUGGUCCAAGGUUUAUUUAUUGAAAAAUCGACAACGCAAAACCAAUUUACUGCAACAGUUGUGUUUGUUCUUCACAGUUUCAAAGGCCAGCAAUUGUCACGUUUUAUUAACACAAGCUGAAAAUGAAAAUAUCUUUUAUGAUAAAUGUACACAUGUGUAUGUACUUUAACUGACCAAGAAUGUUGUAGUUUGUUGUUAAAAUUUUGCAAUUUUUUUAUUUUUUUUGGAGAUUUUCCUGAAUUUAAAAUUAAGCAAAUUAUACAAUUUAUCCUUGCUUUGAGAUGAUAAAAUGUAGUCAAGAAUUUAAACCCCUCAAAGAUGGCCAAAACCAAGGACUUGCAAAAUUGAAAUAUGGUAUUUGACCCUACUAUGUACAUGGCAAAUCAGUGUAAGAUAUCACAUCAGUUAAAUGUAUGUGAUAUAUGUAUCACAUAGCAAAUCAGUGUUAGAUAUCACAUCAGUUAAAUGUAUGUGAUAUAUGUAUCACAUGGCAAAUCAGUGUAAGAUAUCACAUCAGUUAAAUUUAUGUGAUAUAUGUAUCACAUAGCAAAUAAGUGUUAGAUAUUACACCAGUUAAAGGUAUGUGGUAUAUGUAUGACAUGGCAAAUCAGUGUAAGAUAUCACAUCAGUUAAAUGUAUGUGAUAUAUGUAUCACAUGGCAAAUAAGUGUUAGAUAUUACACCAGUUAAAGGUAUGUGGUAUCUGUAUCACAUAGGAAAUAAGUGUUAGAUAUCACAUCAGUUAAAUGUAUGUGAUAUCUGUCAAUCAGUGUUAGUUAUUAUAUCAGUCAAAUGUAUGUGAUAUCUCUAUCACACAGCUGUCUGUAUAAGGCUUCUAUCACAUUAAUAGAAACUCUAUGUGUUAUUCCGUCACAUUGUUAUUAGGUUGAUUAUAUUUGUGAUAUUUUCUAUCACAUUGCAUAGGCUAUCUUUGUGGAUUUCUAUCACAUGGAAAUCAUAUAGAUCUUCUUUGUGAUAUUGUUAUCACUUUCUUAUGACAUUGAUGAUCUAUGUGAUAUUUCUAUCACAAUAUACUUACAUGGCUUAGCUAUGUGAUUUACUUGCUAGACUGUAAUUACAUAGAUUAUCUAUGUGAUAUUUCUGUUACACUGUAAUAACAUAGGUUAUCUAUGUGAUAUUCCUGUUACACUGUAUUAACAUAGAUUAUCUAUGUGAUAUUUCUGUUACACUGUAAUAACAUAGGUUAUCUAUGUGAUAUUUCUGUUACACUUGAAGUUCAUAGAUUAUCUAUGUGAUAUUCCUGUUACACUGUAUUAACAUAGGUUAUCUAUGUGAUAUUUCUGUUACACUGUAAUAACAUAGGUUAUCUAUGUGAUAUUCCGGUUACACUGUAAUAACAUAGAUUAUCUAUGUGAUAUAUCUGUUACACUUGAAUUGCAUAGAUUAUCUAUGUGAUAUUCCUGUUACACUGUAUUAACAUAGAUUAUCUAUGUGAUAUUUCUGUUACACUUGAAUUGCAUAGAUUAUCUAUGUGAUAUUGUUAUCACACUGCUACCAUAUAGCGCAUGGCAAUUCCAUGUGAUAUUUGUUGUUUUGUAACUUAAGUGGAGUCAAAUUUAAAACAAUAACUUUGCAAAAAAUAAAUUUUAUUCAAAUGUGAA
Molecule: messenger RNA, 14706 nt
Organism: Mya arenaria
Lineage: Eukaryota; Metazoa; Mollusca; Bivalvia; Myida; Myidae
Exons: 4
Coding region: 518-3850 (1110 amino acids)
Biological process (GO): regulation of transcription by RNA polymerase II
Molecular function (GO): DNA-binding transcription factor activity; RNA polymerase II cis-regulatory region sequence-specific DNA binding
Source: RefSeq, a predicted model, not a curated record